Molecule: messenger RNA, 2856 nt
Organism: Anopheles marshallii
Lineage: Eukaryota; Metazoa; Arthropoda; Insecta; Diptera; Culicidae
Gene: Incenp
Product: inner centromere protein
Exons: 5
Coding region: 1-2856 (951 amino acids)
Biological process (GO): mitotic cytokinesis; meiotic spindle midzone assembly; metaphase chromosome alignment
Cellular component (GO): kinetochore; midbody; meiotic spindle midzone
Molecular function (GO): protein serine/threonine kinase activator activity
Source: RefSeq, a predicted model, not a curated record
AUGGAUGAAAUGUUGGAAAUGUUCAACUCCUUCAUAGGGGAAGCUUUCGAUCGGGAAAAGGCAAUGGCUGUUGAAUUCACGGAAUUCGAAAAGAGACUUAAUGAAUGCGUUUCACUGGCCAACGAGCGGGGUACGCCGGUCCAGAACAAGAAGCGUCCAAAAAGACAGGUCUCCAUAUCGGAAAGGGAUGAGGAAGUUCCAGGUAGUAGUGCGACGCACGAAGCAGCAUUGAAUAGCGGGCAUGAAUCGCAACAAUCAGGAAAGCAAUCGUCUGCGCCUGAUCGCACCGCUAACCCGCCGCCUCGGUCAUCCGCCCGCAUGUUAGACGUUACUGGCAAAGUUCGGGAUGAUCAGGCUCCUCAGCUCAUGGAAACUAGUAGCGAAUCGAAUGAAAAUACCAUUCGCCCUUCUAGGACGGCCCGGUUAAAGGCACAGGAAAAACUGAAAGAACCUACAUUGAAUGCCAAGAUGCGUAACGAUGGUGGAACGACCGUAAACAUAAAGAUUGAACGAAGCUCGACCGUCGCCAAUAGCACGCUUGUGCGUGGAGGAAAAGAUAAAACAACGCAGCAACAAACAUACGAGGAGAUGGAAACGGAGAAUGAUGCGAACCAGGCAAACAGAAUAAUUACACCGGUGGCAGACAAACGCAACGAUGAAGGUUUCUCGAGUGCGACUGAAGCACCAAAGCAGGAGAAUGAUAAGCCGCCAGUAGCUGCUCGCGAAAUGUCGCUAAUGGUCAUUCCUCCUGUGGUACCCAAGGUGGAGAUUCUUUCCGACGAGGAGAUGCCUCCACCAAGUAUGCCACCACCGAAGGUGCCUCUACCCAAGGUACGCACGAAAAAGAAGCAAGCCGCUGGGGCGAAGAAUAAGAAAGAUGCUAACGACACAGCGUCCAGUUCGGCCGUUUCGUCGGCUGACUCGACAAUGAACAGCACGAGCAGUACGGUUAGCAGCAACGCAAGCACUAGCACUAGUGGUCGUCCGAGCCGAUUGAAAUCAAAAACGGCGGUGAAACAGCCAGCUGUAACGACCCCAACGGAUAAGGAGCUGAACGUGAUGAUUGAACCGAUACGGAUCAAAACUGAGAAACUUUCGAUCGAACAGCAGUCCACUAACAGGGCGUCCGAUAAGUCGACCUAUGAAGAUGCACGCGAACAACCAAAUCAGGAUCAAGCGGAACGCAUACAGCUAGAGAAGCAAAUGCGUCCACUACACAUUGCGCUGGUUAAGAUGCCUCUGCAAGCAGCGUCCCAUCCGAGCUCAAAGGGUGGCCAAUGCGACCUAAAUGGAACGUACACUCAACCUAUGCCUGCCGAUGGUACGUUCAUUACACCGCCAGCGGUUCAGGAUGGCACAUUUACGGUAAAUUCACCAAUGGAAAAUGCACCGGGUGAACAGCGAUGCAACGAAACGUUUAAUAUUCCUGCCGACGAAGGCACUCCAUCCGGUCAGGCGGAAAAUCGUCCGAACGAUACGUUUGUGAUUGAGAAGCAUGGAUUAUCGAACGGACAGCGCCUGCCGAAUGUUGGUGAUAUAGUGGCGGCUAACGCGAGCAUUAUGACCGAGGACGAAUCGGUUAUAGAGAACUCACCGGUUCAGAUGCAACAUUUGCCGGAACAGCCGAAAUCUAAAGCAACACCCUUCAGUCACAAGGUGGGCCCACCGAUAACAGGUGCAAAGCCGAAGAAUGUUUCCAUUCUAAAAAAGUCUGUCAGCAAUGCGAAGAAAAAUAAGGAACUCUUCAACCCCUGCGUGAUGAGCCCGAUCAAGAGUCGCAUCGAGGCAUUUGAAAAGUGCGCUACCACUUCGUCGAAGAUUGGUACACCGCAGGCCCAGAUUGGACGUCUCAUGAAAACGGCCAGCACACCGACAAUCGGUACGGAAAUGCAUGGACUGGUACGGUCGGCCCAUGCCAAACCGCUUGCCUCAUCCGCUUACACCCCGAACUGUGCCUCACAACCCGUACCGAAAGCAUCAUCAGCCUCCAAGGUAGCUCAGAUGCAGAGUAGAGCCUUACAGCACACCACCCGUAGCCAAUCGCGUGACUCUAGCUGGGACCGUGCCGCGGCCGGUGGCAGUGGAACUCUUUCGGCGGCCUCAUCCACCUCAUCUCUGCUGGACGAGAAAAAGAAGAAGCGCGAAGAAAAGCAACGUUUGGCGGCCGCGCAGCGGGAAGCGAUGGAGCGCGAGAAGCGCGAACAUGCGGAACGGUUGGUGCGCGAAAAGGAGGAAAAGUAUCGGAAGCUCGUUCACGAAAAGCAGGAAAAGAUACGUAUCGAUGCGCAGAAGAAGGCACGCAAGCUGGAGGAGUUUGAGAAGCGGCGUCUGAUGGAGGAACAGAAGACACUUGCCGAUCAGAAGCGGGAUGAGUUAGCCAAACAGUUAGCCGAACAGCAAAGAAUCGAUCGGGAGCUGUUGGAGACGUUGAAACAAAGUCAGGCUAAGGAGAACCACGAAGUGAAACUGCACAAACAGCUGUAUCAGCAGAAGCUGCGUCAGCAGCACCAGCAGCAGGCGGCAAAGAAAAAAUUGGCUGCCGCCCAAACGGAAGUGUUUACGUUCGACAUGAUAGACACGGAUGACACCACGGAUGACGAUGUUGCCGAAGAUCCAAGCGCACCCCGUAAGAAAAAGCGUCCACCACCGCCGGAAUGGUGCCAGAAGUCAUCCAAUUUCCAGCACAGACUUACGAUCCAGGCCCGCAUCGAUACGAAGGUGAUCGACAGUCUGUUUUCCGUGCAACCGAUGACGCCCGAUCUGCGUGUGCUGUUCCCUUCCAUCGAUGCACAAAAGCUGAAGCGAAACUCGAGUGCAAUUUGGCGCACACCGCCACGCCACUCGCAGCUUCCGUGA